AUGAAGAAAGCUUUCAACAUCAUGCUUUAUGGCCUGUUCCCCAACUCCAUACAUGUCACGUGUCUGGCACAUCUUCUCAACUUGGUGCCGCAGGUCCUCCCAGAUACAUUUGAGGACAGGGUGUGUGCAAUUGUGAAGAGAGUGUUCUGCAAGGCACCUCAACUUCACCAAGAGCUGCAGGCCUACAUGCAGGUGUGGCAGGUUGCUGCUGCACCUCCACUCAAGUGGCAUCAGCUGCAUCCAAUCUCCAGCGGUGCCUGGCUUGAUUGCAGGGCGGGAGGUUUAUAAGUUCUGUCCUCUCAGUCAACCCAGUGCUACCUGACAUUCACUCGACGAGGUGUGUGAUUGUCCGCUGGUCAUUGGGUUCGAUCAUUGUGGGACAGAAAAGGUAAGCAUGCCGUUUUGUGCCUUGAUUUUUUUAACAGUGUAUUUUGGUGUGACAGCAGCCAUAAUGUUUCAUUUGCAGCGUGGUCUGCUGCUGGCGUGGAGGUAGAGGUGUUUUGAGUGUGGUGUUGGCUCUUUUUAUCAUCAAAAGACGGUGACUGGUUUGGCCGUGCGUAAAAGCUUACUUCGCUCGGGUGAGCUGGCUGUUUUGGUUGGGUUUUCUUUAGUGCUCGUUUGCUGUAUGGUAACCUGCCCUAUUUUCUCUGUAGCUGCUGAAGCCACUGAUCGUGGCUCUCCUCUCCUCGGCGCUCUGUGCGAGGCUCUACUUCUGCCCACUACUUGGUCGCCAGCGGGGCACAAAGACGGCUUCCCCAGGCCUCCAGCCCCGGUGCGGCCGCUCCGUUUCUCUGCUGCUUCUUUGACGUCCCAUACUGCGCAAAGAACUGGUUUUCGCCCAACACAACCUAUUCUUGAGUUUGAUUAUUGCUUUUCUUUGGUUUAUUUUGUUUAUUUAGAACUGGCUAUCAGGUGAAACUGUUUAUUUUGUUUAGUUUGGAUUUGGUUGUUAUUUUACGGAAGUUUCUUGUUUUUUUCUUUUUUUUUUUUUUUUCUGUUAAUAUUUUGUAUAGUUAUAUCCGGGAUUUCGUUUGCCAUUUAGUUUAUUACCCAAUUAAAUUAGGUUAAUUCUUUUUUGUGGUUGUGUGUGCGUGCGAGUGUGCUGUAUGUGUGUGUGUUUUUCUUAGAAUAGGUCAUUUAAUCAAUUCUUAACAGAACUCUAUAUAUUGCCUUGUUGAGUGAUCAACCAUAUCAUUGAUUUCCUCUUCUUUUUCAGGAGCUUGGAACAGACUUCCCCGGUGGUGGCCUUCCCCUUCACUCCCUUUAGUUGCCGUGGCACGUGGUGUUUGGUUUGUAGUGAUUUUUUUUGGUUUGUAGUGAUUUCUUUUGGUUUGCAGUGGGUUUCUUUGCUUUUGAUUUUUUUCCUUUUUAGGUUAGUCUGUUUGUGACCAAGUCUCCUUGUUCCUACUUUUGUUUAGUUACUGCAUUUAUUGUGUACUGGUACUCAUACGAUUAUCCUUCAUAUUGUGUUCUUUUAAAAUUAGGAGUUUUAAUCAAUAAAAUCGUGUAAUUCUUUUUGGAAGUCCGUCUCUCUUGGUGUCUCUGUUUGGUGUAACGAAUCUGUGUGACCUUUUAGUGAGAGGGUCUGUUGUAUUUCUUGGGGUGAAACUCCCCAGGUGGCGUUGUUCGGCAACAAAAUACUUAAUCCCCCCCCUCCAUUACGCCACACAGGCAUUGGGCUUGGCUCCUGUUAUGCCAGUGUUUGCUGUGAUGACCAGACGGGGAUCCGGGAUUUAAGCUGUCCAGUACCUUGCAGAGAACCUGGAUAUUUUAUGUGACUUCAUACCCUCUUUACCACUGCCCUCUAAGGCUGUUCGGGACCUGAAAGAGCUGCUAGAAGAGAAAGAAGCUACUCUAAAGGCCCAAGCUAUCUUCAUUGUUGAGCACAGCACUGAGAUCAAGACCACCAUUACCAAACUGGAGAACCUCCUCAUGCUGUUUGAAUACGGCCAUACUGUAGGGGCUGAGGAUUGGCAUCCCAGGACCACAGAAAGGCUGAGGGAGCUGGAUGAGGGUGACUUUGCUGCCUGCACUGAGCUCUUCCAGAAGACCGUGGCUGACUGCUCUGCAAAGAAUGUGAUGGAGCUCUUUAAAACUCUUUAAAAGGUAGCUGGUGUGAGAAGACACAUCCAGGACUACGUCCAGGUGGCCCCUGCCCUUUCAGGUGUGUCAGCUGAGGAAUGGCACUACUACAUCCAUAUGGACAAGAGUGACGCUGAGGAGGUCAGUCCUGUGGAGUGGUGGGCCACCAGGGAGGACAGGAUGCCCACUCUUGCCCCACUUGCAGCAUUGUACCUCCAUCCCCCCCACUACCUCAGUGAAUGCAGAAAGACUUUUCUCACACUAUACCAUGCUGCUUACACAGUACAGACGGAGCCUUACGGAAAGCAACAUUAAAAUGAUGCUCACUGCAAAUUCAACAGUCGGCAGCAGCAGGAUUAAACAUUUAACUGACUGUUUCUAUCUGACAGAUUGACAGUCUGAAUGAGUGACUGACUAUCCUAUUUGAUUGUUAACUCUGUUCGGUCUCUUUUAAUUAUUGUUAAAGUAAGUUAAACUAGUAGAAUUGUGUGUGUGUGUGUGUGGGGGGGUUAUAUAUUUGCACAAUAUUUAUUUAUGCAGGUGUUCCUGAUUUAUUUAUUGGACAAAUUAAUUAAUGCAGGUUCUCUUUGUCAUCUUAAAGUAAGCUGUUCUUUUUCAAUUCACAUAAAACAAACCUCUGGUUUUGUGGUUCAAUUUAAUUAUAUAUACAGUUUAUUUAAAAGCUGUCAAAAUUGUUUUUGUUUCACAUAUCUAUUAAAUAUGAAUAAAAAUUUGCACUUAACCUAUUUAUUUAUGUCUUUAUAACGCAUUAUUUAUUAAAAUAUCCUAAUCUGUGCAUAUGCUCAGAGCGAACAGUUAUUGUAUGGUUCUUUUUUGUAGAUUAAUAAUUAAUAAUGAAUCUAUCCAUUCCCCACGUUUCUGUAUUUAUUUUUUUGACACAUGCACAUUUCUUCAGUGACACUUGCCUGGUCUCUCCUGUUCUCAGCAGCUUUUCUGGCCCUUAAAGUGAUAUUCCAGGGUAAAAUUAAUUUAUGGUCAAACUCACUGUAACACAGAGUUAGACCCCCCUUCGGAGAUGAAUGUUGCCGACUGCUUGCUUCUCUAGUUAUACCAACUUUGGUAACGACUGUGGGAUAGCAAUACACAGCGGUCCAAGGAGCCACGCACACUCCUCAACCAAAACGGCACUCUAUAGCCACAAACAAUGCUCAGAACAGCACCUAACUUCAUCAACAGUACAUAUAGAGUCCCAGCCAUAGCACCAGCCACCGAACAUCUUUUUAACUUUGCCUGAAUUCUUUAACAAAGAGACUAAACACAACUCACCCACUCUCCUCCUGUCUGUGUGGGAGCCCUGACGAGUCGAUCACCAAAUACAGCGGUGCAGAGUGCAGGAUCAUUACCUUGAAGUGAUAAUCAUAAUCAUUUUGAACUGCAGAUUUGGUAGUUCUCCUGCCUUAACAACUUGGUCCGAUUGCAUUUCCACGAAGAAAUGAUCAUAAAUGUUCUUCCUUGCGCACUCGUCAGGGCUUGUCAGGGCUCCCCCACAAACAAGCGGCUGCUGGAGGAGAGUGGGUGAGUUGUGUUUCGCCUUCCACCAGUAUAUGGAUUUUAAGCCAAAACAUUAUUUUCAUCCAUAUAGACACCUGAAGAAUACAACGAAGUGAUUGAAGAGAAGCCAGAGGAGCAGAGGAGCAUUGUGCAGCCAAGCUGUCUGAAUGAUCUGGUGAAUGUAAGUAGUCUUUACUUUGUUUCAUGAUUCAUGUCUAGCCAACAUUGUUCUCUGAUCGCUUACCUGAAUCUGUUUUCUAUUUCAGAUCUUCCCCAGAAAGAAGGCAGCUGAAUAUGAGGACAGGAAGGCAUUUGUGGACCUUCUAAAAGGGCUGCUGCACCUUGAACCAGAUACGAGGAUCACUCCUGAAGAAGCUCUGCAGCACCCUUUCAUUACCAUGUCCCACCUGGUCGCGAACCCCCACAGUGGAGAAUAGUAAGUAACAAUAACAGUCUUUUCUGUGGUUUAUGGGUAGUUGAUAUAACACAGGUAACAUAACUGUAAUAUAACACAAUAACAUCACAUAACUGACUAAUUCAUUAACUAAUAUAUUCUUCUUCAUCCAGUCUGACCUUUGCACAAACCAUAAAGGACUGUCUGGGGGCCUCAGGUGAAAGGGUGGACCACUCUGCUGUCCUCGAUAUAGGCCAAAGAUUGAACAAAGAGGAAGCUUCAACUGUUAAGCGAUCAAAUGAGGACCCUUUAGUUAGUAGUCCAGACCCAUCUAAUGAGGACCAAGGCUUGGAUUCCGAUAAUGACGAAUUUGGUUGGUGGUGUCCAGAAGAAAAAGCUGCAGGGAUUUCAGAUGAAGAAGAACAGGGUCCAUCAGACAUAGAUGAGGACCAAGGCUUGGAUUCCUAUAAUGACAAUUUAGGUUUCUGGUAUUCUAAAGAAAAAGUUGCAGGGACUUUAGAUGGAGAACAACAGAGUCCAUCAGAGGAAGAUAAGAUCUCCUAUGUCAAUAAUCCUCCUCUGACAAGACUUACAUACAGCAUUUCCCACCAGCAUCACCAAUAA
Xyrichtys novacula (pearly razorfish) is the source of this 4612-nucleotide messenger RNA. The record is from the annotation of a GenBank genome assembly. Lineage: Eukaryota; Metazoa; Chordata; Actinopteri; Labriformes; Labridae.